Molecule: messenger RNA, 2212 nt
Organism: Stegodyphus dumicola
Lineage: Eukaryota; Metazoa; Arthropoda; Arachnida; Araneae; Eresidae
Product: putative arginine--tRNA ligase, mitochondrial
Biological process (GO): mitochondrial translation; arginyl-tRNA aminoacylation
Cellular component (GO): mitochondrion
Molecular function (GO): arginine-tRNA ligase activity; ATP binding
Source: RefSeq, a predicted model, not a curated record
GUGCAAAACCUUACAUCUGUGUGCUUUUUUUCCGUUUAUUUGUGUUUUGUGUGACUUUCGGCAUAAAUUUGAAUUAGUAAAGUGAAUUUAUUCGAAUAGUUUUAUUUAAACUCCGGUUCUUAGUGUUUAAAGUUCCAAAAAUAUAUCGCAAAUAUAUAACUUUCUAUUAAUAAGAGUUUAAAUUUUAAAUUAUUAUGACUUAUUUUAUAAUAAUUUAAUAAUCAGCGUAUAGUGUGUACUGAGAUGGCUUCUGUCUUCCGAAGAAGAAUAGGGUAUAAGAUUGUUUCAACGAUUUUACCCCUUUUAAAUAAAGAUAAAGUGAUUCAUAUGGCUGAUAGUAUACCAGUUCUUCUAAAAUUACAACAGCACAAAUUUUUGCCACCACAAUUUGAAUUAACAUGGAAAGACAUUUUAAAAGUUCAGCCUGAGCUUCAGGAAAGAGUUCAUCCAAAUACAGUUUUAACUUAUUUAAAAAAUCAGGAUUUUCCCACUAAAGAUGGUAUCUCUGAUAUCUAUAUGGAUAGUAUCAAGCAAGACAAAUUUAUUUUUGUUGUGGAGCAAGAAAGGUUCACCUCAAGUGUUCUUCUUGACAUAUGCUUUAGAAUAAAUGUAAUACCAGCUAACAGUUGUUUCUUCAGAAAUGUACCAGUUGAAAGCAUACUAGUUGAAUUCAGCUCACCUAACAUUGCUAAACCUUUUCAUUAUGGCCAUUUUCGAUCAACAAUCAUUGGAAACUUUGUAGCCAAUAUAUGUAAUUAUGUAGGACAUGAAGUAACUAGAAUGAAUUAUAUUGGAGACUGGGGUUUUCAGUAUGGUAUUCUUGCUGCUGGCUUUAGGAAAUUUGGAAGUGAAGAAAAGCUUAGUGCAGAUCCAUUAACUCAUUUGUUUGAGGUGUAUAAGGAAGCAAAUGCAAGAAUAUCAAAUGAUAAAGAAUUUGAUGAAGAAGCAAGGAAAUAUUUUCAACUAAUGGAAGAAGGAGAUUCUGAAGUGUUAUCAUUGUGGAGUAAAUUACGAGACUUAAGCCUAAAAGAAAUGAAAGCAACAUACCAUAGACUGAACAUUAAUUUUGAUGUUUUCCAUGGGGAGUCCAUGUAUGCAGAAAAUGUCAAAGAAAUAUUUGAUGAAUUACAGAAAAAAAAUUUAGUUACUUGUGAUGAGAAUGGUUGUAUAGAAAUAGUAGUACCUAAACAGAAUGGUGAACAAGAAACUGUGGUUUUGAGAAAAAGUGAUGGUACUUCACUUUAUUUAUCAAGGGAUAUAGCUGCUGCCAUUGAUAGGAUGAAAAAAUAUCAUUUUGAUUCUUUAUAUUAUGUGGUGGAUUCAAGCCAAACCAAACAUUUCACCUUCUUGAGAAAUAUAUUAACUUCCAUGGGAUACUCAUGGGCAAGUAACAUUCAUCAUAUUCCAUUUGGUCGCAUUUUGAAAUUCAGCACUCGCAAAGGAAGUGUUGUUUUUCUUCAUGAUAUUUUAAAUGAAGCAAAGGAAAGGACUUUAGAGAGUAUGAAAAAUUCUCCAAUAUGUAGCCAUCCACUCAAAAGGUGGAAGAAUUGUGGCGACACACUGCCUUUCUGUGGCAACCCUAAAGAAUUCGUCUGUCACGAGGAUCACAUGCCCAGAUGCAUCAUUACGUCUACGUCUGCUUUUCUGUUUGAUAAUACUAAGGUGGAGGAUGAUAUGGAUGAAACUGCUGAUAUCCUUGGCAUUGCAUCUUUAAUAAUAAAUGAUUUUUCUACAAAAAGGAGAAAAGAUUAUAAUUUCACCUGGGAAAGAGUUCUUGAUAUAAAAGGAGAUUCUGGCAAUUCUUUGCAGUAUUGUCAUGCUCGACUUAAUAGCAUUAAGGAAAAAUGCGGCUUUGAUUUAUGUAAGGAUUGUGAGCUGCAGUCACUUGUUGAACCUGAAGCUAUAUCAUUAAUUGCCCAUUUAGCUAAGUUUGAUGAAGUUAUCUAUAAAACUUAUGCUGAUCUUGAACCUUGCAUAUUAGUUCAUUAUUUAUUCCUUCUAAGGAAUGAAAUUGGUCGAGCAAUCAAAGUUCUUCCUGUGAAAGGUUCUAAUCCAUAUGUAGGAAGGGCACGACUUUUGUUAUUUCAUGCAGCUCAAUUGGUAUUAAAAAAGGGCUUACAGAUAUUAGGAAUUACUCCUCUCAAUCAAAUGUAAAUUUCUGUUAUUAAUGUAAAUGAUUGUUUUUAUACAUUAAAUAUUUUUAAUCAGUGAA